This is a messenger RNA of Schistocerca gregaria, 6325 nucleotides long. RefSeq lists its product as uncharacterized. The transcript has 13 exons. NCBI's taxonomy places the organism in Eukaryota, Metazoa, Arthropoda, Insecta, Orthoptera, Acrididae. Gene Ontology annotation, cellular component: cell junction; plasma membrane. Gene Ontology annotation, biological process: positive regulation of hippo signaling. The coding region runs from base 75 to 2621 and encodes 848 amino acids. The record is from RefSeq and is a predicted model, not a curated record.
CGCGCCGCAGCACGCAGCCCAGCGCGGUGAUGUGAGAGGCGGGCAGCCAGUGAGCAGUCGCGUCACCUCUCGGCAUGUUCGCCGCUCUGGUGCAGUGCGGGGGCGGCGGCGUCGGCGGUACCGCCUCCUGCUCCAUCGCCGCCAAGGCCAGCGUCUCGGCCGCCGACGCCAACUGUCAUUACGUCAAGGCGCGGGUCACGCCGAAAGAGGAGGCCGCGAUGCGCCUGAAGGACGCCGACUGUGCUGGUGUUGUUGCCGAGCCGCGUCUGCAUAUCCGUAACGCGUCGCAGCUGCCGCACAGUGACCGCAACCGGAACACGGCGGCCGACGCCGCCCACCUCCUCAUCAACAGUAACGGCACACAAUGGGCAAGCAACUACGAGGAGACGACGCAGACCAUUGUGAAGCACAGCAACAACUUCAACAACAACUGCAACAACAACAUCAGCGUGCGCCCGCGGUCCAGCCACAGCAUCGCCAGCUCGGAGUUCAUGUCCGAGUCCUCUCCAGAUGACAGCAUAGGCGACUACGAGGACCCCGGAGCUCAGAGCAGCAGUUGGUACGGCGCGGGCCACGACAGCGAGGCGUGCGGCGAGGAGGGCAGCGUGCUGAGCGUGACGAGCACGAGCACGAGCAGCAGCGGCUGCGGCGGGGGGCGGCGGCUGGGGCGCGCCUGCUACGCCGACGACAGCGACGAGUACAGCUCGGUGAGCAGCGACGACGGCAACUGCCGGCCGCCGUCUGCGCCCGCGCGCGGCUUCGCCAACCCCAACUACCCGGGCUUCCAGCACCUGGCGCGCAGGCUCGCGCGCUCCCCGGGCGCCGACGGCGACGACUCGUCGGCCGACGAGGUCGACCCGGAGCCGGAGCCGGAGCCGGAGCCCGAGGUCGACGACGACGACAACGAGGCCUGCAACAAUAACAACAAUAACAAUAACAACAACAAUAACAACAACAACCACGACGACAACAACAACCAGGAACAGGACGAGGAAGAUAUCCUGGCGAGCAAGAUAGACAGCAUCAACCACUUGGACAGCGUGGAGAAUCUGCAGAAGGCGUCGCUGUACGACAAGCCCAAGUUCAACAUCCCAGUGGACGGGGAGGUGGGCGAGGUGGUGGUGGUGAAGGACCUGAACGUGCCCACGCCCCUGCUGCCCCCAGAGGCCCCGGCAGCCGCCGCCAGCGCCGGCGCCGGCAGCAUGGCGCUGGCGCUCGCCGCCUCUGCAGACAAGAUGUCCGACGCCUUCCUGUCUGGCGCCAAGGACGAGCUGGCGCCCAUCAAGAUGGCCACCGGCGACGCCUCCUGCGCAGCGUCCGCCGCCGGCGCAGGUGAGGAGGACUCGAACCGCUUCGCCCCGGAGGGCGACGACACGGAGGAGACGGAGAAAUUCGCGCUGGAGCGUCGCGAGAAGGACGAGGUGCCGCGCAAGAAGGAGAAGAUGGAGGAGAUCAACUACAGCGUCAAGAAGGGCGGUGGCCAGGUGGACGGCCACCAGCCCGCGGGGGCGGCCGCGGGGGCCGUGGUGCGGCGGCGCGGCGGCGACGCCGUGGGCGGGGGCGGCGGGGGCAGCAGUCGCAACAUCUCCCACAGGAGGUCCGUGCCGGCCGCCAAGAAGAAGUCGUCCCCGGAGAUACUCGGAGGCUUUGAUGUCUACAACAUCGAGACUGCGAUGCCCAAGAUCGACCUCGAUGCUAUCGAGUCGCACCUGCGCGCUGCGAGGGAGGAGGAACGGCGGCGGCGCAAUGAUCGUGAGGAAAUUCGUAGGCGACUUGCUAUGGGCUCAGACACAGAUGAUUAUUAUAGUGGUGACCGCCCAGGCAGGAAACCUAGUCUGCAAGCAAGGCUUCAGAGUGUGAAUCUGUCCCCUACAGGGAUGAACCUGCAGAUUUGUUUUAUGAAUGAGACAGCAUCUGAUGUAGAUUCCCCCAGUUCGGACACAGAGACUUCAACGUGUGAUUCAGAGAAGAUGUCACUUUCAAGGAGUCAUACAUUACCAGCCAAGCAGCAGUGCACUUCUGCCACUGGAAACAGUAUGGGUGCAGCACGGCCAUCUGCAUCUCUCUUGACCCUGCCUUUACAGCAAAAAGAAUCUGAGUCAUCACAACCUCUUCCACCCCAGCAGCCACUGACAGAGGCAGACUUCUUUGCUCGACAGGCACGACUGCAAGCUGAGGCACGUCUGGCACUUGCACAGGCAAAGGAAAUGGCUCACAUGCAGAUGGAAGUAGAAAGACAGCGUCAGAAGAAGAGCCCGAUCACUGAAAUGGUGCGCUCAAGCCUAGAAAAGGUUGGCAUCCCAUUCCCAGAAGACAGAAGACGUGUUAGCAGACAGUUGCUGACAGAUAUGAAUGUUGCUCAACUUCAAGUUAUUGUAAAUGAUUUGCACACCCAAAUUGAAGUUUUGAAUGAAGGAUUGGUUAAGUUCCUGAUGGAUCGUGAUGAUCUGCACAUGGAGCAAGAUUCUAUGCUUGUUGAUAUUGAAGACCUCACAAGAUAUUUGGGUGCCAAAGAACAGUCAGUGAAGGAGCAACAAGAUGUUCAGCUGCUGAACCAGAACAACAAUCUUCUUUCACCCAAGCCAAAACUCAAUAGGAUAGCAGGCUUAGUGAAGAAGUAACACACAGUAAAAGUCAGAAUAAAUUAUGUAGACUGAAUCUCAUUAAUUAGCAAACUGAAAUUAUCAGUUGCUUUCCAACACACUGAUGUUCCGAUGGUGACAGACAAAAAGCAGUAAUGUGUUGAUGUGAUGUGUUUUGUUCCUUGUGAAAGUGGACAACAAACAGUGAGCAAUGAAAAUGGAAGAAAAGCAGACUAAUAGAUUUAAAAUUACGUAUUCAUGCUUAUUUGUUUCCACCUAAGCUUAAUGCUAAUUUUUGUAUUAUUAUGUCUCCCUUUUUGUAUGUGUAGGCUAUAAUUUAUAGUUGUCUCCAUGGACUGAUUUGUGUUAAGUUCUUCUGCAGUCUUAAGUAUAAAUUUCAUAUAAAGGUAAUAAGAACUCUGGAAACAAUAUUACUGUUUUCCAAAUAAUUUAUAAUUACAUAAACUUUGUAAAUUGCAACUGUAUUGUGUUCCACUAUGUACAGAGUCUGAGAUUUCAAACACGUAUCAUAACUGUACAUUCCAGUUUUAAGAAAAAUGCAUUUUAUUACAGCUGUGUAGCAUAAUUCAUCAAAAUAUGUUCUGCACAAGAACAGUGUAAUAUCAUUUUGAAUAUGACUGAACAGUUAAUAUCCCUAAGAUUACUAUAGUAGUUAUUCUGGAAACCAUUAACUCUGAACAUUUGAUAUACCAAGCGAUUGGAUUCAAGAUGUAAUUCCAAUAAGCAAUGUGUUUGGAAAAAAUAUUUCUUUACUGAAUUUUGGAUGUUCCUUUCAUAAUAUUUUGUACAUACAUUUACAUUUAAUAAUGAAUUAUAUAUGCAACAGUGAUUUUAGUUUUUGUAAGAAUGGAUAUAAUGUUUAUGUACUAUAUAUAUGUGUGUAUGUCAUUACUUGUACAACCAGUUUCAAGUAAUUUAAUGUGAACAGUGAGACAGAACACUUUUUCAACUAUUUAUUGACAGUAAUUUAGCACAGAAUGUGGCCAAAGUAAUUCAUAGGUUUCUAUUUUUCUUAUUCUUAUGCAUUACUACUGCGAAAAUUGUGAGCACUGUAUCAGUGAUGUGAAAGCAUUACCCUGUUUUUAUCAAGGGCAGUUCAUAGAUAUGCCAUUUCAAAUAGAGCAGCAAAUCCAGUAAAUUACUUUUUGCAACACCAUGUGACCUGGCAUUCGGCAAUUAUAAUUUCAAAUUCUUACAAUCAAAACCUGAAACCGACAUGUUGAUAAAUUACUUCAAUUCCAUGCCUACUUUUACUUUAAUAUCAUACAUGAAUUGCACUUUGUAUUGUCCUCCUUUGCCACAUAAGACAAAUGCCCGAAAUAUAUUGAUUCGAGAUAACUUUUGUGGUUAUUACAGCAAGUUGCAUUUUUUGUACAUGUCUUCAUCAUGUACUAGUAAUUGAUGUAAACAGAGGAAUACAUCACACACACAAAGAGAAAGAGGAGAAAGGGAGUGAGAACUACAGAAAUUAGUGACAGGGUCAAUAGAGGCAGAGAAAGAGAAACAUAGAGAGUGAGAGUGGCAAUAUACGUAAACAGAAAGGAAAGAGAAGAAUUACAAUUUAAAGAGGAUGAAAUAAGACUGGAUGAACAGGAGUGAGGUCUGCAUCCUACUUUCUUGAAAAUUUUGGAAUAUAUGCUAAUUAUGAGUUACUGAAUGGGAAACAGUAAGCUCUUCAGCACAGAUUGUUGAGAUCAAUACACAGAUGUGUUUCAAUUCAAUACAAGGAAUAUAUUUCACAUGAAAAAAAUUGUUGUAUGUCUUAUUACAUGCAUUUCAGGGUAACUACUCAGGUUUUAGACUGAGAUAAAACAGUGGCAGAGAUAGUAUUGCAUGGGCAGCAUGUACUGUGACAAUGGACAGAUUAUGAUAGUUAAGAUUUUUGUGUGCACUUAUUUUUGCACCUGUUCCUUGCAGGGCGGAAAGACAGCAGUGCUUAAUCAUUAUGUUGGCAGGAAGAGUUUAGAACAGAUUAUGUAAAAAUGAUAGGGGCCAAAUACCAAAUAUAUAAUCAGAUGUUGGUAAAUUAACUGGAAAAACUGUUUAUUGGCAAUCAUUCUCAGGUAAAGGUAGCAUGUGAAUUACUUUUAAGUCAACAAUUCAUGUUCUAAGAUUUACUGCAUGAGAAAUAAUAUCUUGACCAAACUGAGGAUACAGAACAUUUGCAUUAUAUGGAAAAGAUGAAAUGCCACUCUCUCAAAGAUUGGGCAAUUUCUGGACUCUGUAGGAUAUGUCGGUGUCCUGUAAGCUGCUGGGGGACCUGUCACUAGAAAUUUAAUGUGUGGAAACUAUUUAAAUUGCUGAGUUAUUUUCAGGUCACAUGUGUUUUAAGUAGUGUAGUGCUCUCUUCCUACAACCUAUACAGGUUAGUGUGUUCUCAUUAAGGCCAGCCUUUUAACUUCUUACCAGUAGUCACCUGCACAGUAGGAAUAUGGAUACAGAAGUAGUAUUUUUAGUGCUUUAUCAAUACCAUUGAUUUCAUUCAUAAAUCUUUUGAUUUAAAUUCUAAAUAAGUCAAAAAUAAAAUGGAAUUCCUUCUUUUUUGCUAUUGAUUUUCAUAUUUAUUGUUUCUUCAUACCUUCAUCUAUUAGUGCUUUUUAUUAUUAUUUCUUCAUUUCAUGUCCUCGUCAUCAUUUGUGUGGGCUUCUGUCUGAUCUGGCAACUGUUUUGUUUUUGAUACUUCCUGCCCCUGUCUUCUCAAUUUUUAAAUAUUUCAUUUGUCAAAACAUCAUCAUUUGCAUUCCAGUUUAUAACAGUACAAAAUUUUAAUGAAGAUAUAAUUAAUGUUCAGCUUCAAUACCAUUAGUAGCAACAGAGGCAAAAUCAGUUUGGAUGAUUAAAGGCAUUUUCAACUAUAAAAGUGUCAUAUCAAAAAUUGUGCUGAACUAAGAUUUACUGGUGAUAUAUAUUACAUAAUGGCAUAUUUAUGAAAUUAUUGUUAAUUGAAAUCUUUGACUAUGUCUUGAGAUAGCUCAGAAUUAAACAUUCCAUGAACUAUUCACACGUUCACACCCACUUCUAUCAUUUCUAACCCAUCUGAAACAUUUAAUGCUUUCUGUGCUAGUGUGAAUGUUGAUGCUAAUUGUUGUAUGAAAGAUUAUAUUAAAUUAUUGUAAAUAACAUUUUUAGACAUGUUAACAUCUGUCCUGUAAUUUCAUGUAUUUUAGAUUGGAACCAACUUAAUGUAUGACAGUGGUUUUCUGUGUGUGUGUGUGUGUGUGUGUGUGUGUGUGUGUGUGUGUGUGUGUUUUGUUUGAUUCCUGUUCAGUUGUAUAAAGAUGUGAUAACACGUAGCUGCCAUUUGAUCUGUCAAGUCUUCAAUACAAGGUCAUGUGGAUACUGAAUUAAUCCAAUGCACCAUAUAUUCUGUAGUGAAAGUAGCAAUCUGAAUAUAUGUUGUUGAUACUGAAGCUUGUUAUCUGCUGCUUAAAUGCACUCAAAACAUAUAACUGUUAACUUGUAAGUGCAUCAUUUUACAUGUUCCAGGUCUCUUAGACUAGGGGCCAAAUUGUAACUGUGCAUCCACAUCAUAUUAACAGAACUUGCUAUAUGCAGCUUUAAAGAUAAAAUGUCUCUCAUUAAAAUGCUUUGUGAUAUUUGUUAAAUAAAAUAAUGUGAUGUCUUGCUUGUUCUGGGUGAUUGCAGGCAAGCUCCUCCAGUUCUGUUGUACAAACAUGUCAAAACUGAAUGAAAGAGAAAUAAGAAUAUUUGCAGCCAUAUAA